AUGCUUCGCAUGCGCUUUUUGUUUCUUGUUUUGGCGUUACUACUGGCUCCUGUGAUGGAUGCCAAUGCGGCUAUUACACAUGUCAGCAUUUUGCACCGUCACGGUGCGCGGUCUGAGCCGCUUUUUCCCAACAUGGGACUUAGGGACGCCACGCAGUUGACGCCAAACGGUGAGAUAAUGAUGCUGAACCUUGGGAAACUGCUGCGGGCGACGUACGGCACUUUCAUCACGUCCUACGACCCUGCCAUGUAUGAUACAUUCUCAGAAUAUUUUGAUAAUUGCAUCCAAUCGGCGCAUGGUGUAUUGCGUGCCUUCUUCAACAAAGGCUCUCAGUUUCUUCCAAUUGUGAGGCAUGUACCAGCGGAGACGGAUUGGCUUCUGGGAUUCAACCACAACUUUCCAAAUGUGUAUGCGCGUCCUCAGUGGUUCUUUGCGUACUGGAAUAACGAUGCGCUGGCACGGGGGAUGCUAUCCACAAACGAUAUUGAAAUGCUUUCUAAUGAAUUUGGCAGUUGGUGCGCGGAAAAGCCUAUGCAAUGCGCUCUUUUUGCUGCGGACGCUUUACAAUCCAGGAUCAGUGAAAAGAGGUUACCCAAACAGCUUCAGACGCUCUUUCAAGAAAAACUAUUGCCUAUUGUGUAUGGUUGGAAUAAACACACAUACGGAUUUAAUUCGGAGGAUCCUUACGCCGUCAUAGGCUCGCCAGCUUACGCCUUGGCCGCGAAGGUGCUACACGAUGCGGAGGUAGGCGAGAAGAAAGUCUGCCAUUACUCUGUUCAUGAUUCUACCAUAUUGGGCUUGCUUAACGCCCUGGGUGCCAUCCAACUGGGUGACACGAAUCCCAGGUGGCUUCCCCGCUUCGGUUCCGUGUUGGCGGUGACAACGUACAGCAACGGAAACGUUUCCUUCACCUACGCAGAGCCUCAGCAAGAGGCGGGAUCCAGCCUGGACUACGUUUCGGGUUUACUUCCCAUAACGGUGCGCUGUAAGACGUUUGAGGGUGCAGAGUAUAUGGCAUCCACUUGUCCAUUGAAUGAUGUUUGGCGCUACGUGAACCGCUCAAGGCCGACUGUGGCGGACCCUUUUUGCUACCUUCGUCCGGAGGAUGGCUGUGACGUGCUGGAAACUGUGCCAAGUGAGCACUGCCAGUACUACCGCAAGUACUGCCCAAUUGGGGCCUGUGGGCCCAAUGCAGGAUUGGAUGCCUCGCGUAACUACACCUGCUUCUCAUUUUUUAGAAGAAAAUUUACGAAAGAUUAUACCCUUGCGUCUAUUGUUGCGGGUGUGUGUGGUGGGGCUGUGGGUCUAAUUGUUGGUUUUCUCAUUUCCCUUUUGCUUCAAAAAACUGAGGAGAAGGAGGUGCGUCGUCGGCGUUUUGUGCAAAUGGGGGCUGGAGAAACCAAUGCCUAA
This is a messenger RNA of Trypanosoma cruzi, 1410 nucleotides long. Its product is annotated as membrane-bound acid phosphatase 2, putative. The transcript has a single exon. Gene Ontology annotation, molecular function: phosphatase activity. Lineage: Eukaryota; Euglenozoa; Kinetoplastea; Trypanosomatida; Trypanosomatidae. Bases 1 to 1410 code for a protein of 469 amino acids. The record is from RefSeq and is a predicted model, not a curated record. Gene Ontology annotation, biological process: dephosphorylation.